Manis javanica (Malayan pangolin) is the source of this 8304-nucleotide messenger RNA. Lineage: Eukaryota; Metazoa; Chordata; Mammalia; Pholidota; Manidae. The record is from RefSeq and is a predicted model, not a curated record.
CCGGGUCGCGGCGGGACCCACGCACCGCCAAGUGCUCGCCGCUCGCAGUUCUCCACUAGCGGCCCGGCCAGUCCCACGCCACGGAGGCCCGGGAUCGGCCAUCAGCUGCCCGCCGGUCCGGAGGAUGCGCUCUGCGGCGCUGGCCUGCGCUCGCCACUCACACGCCCCCUGCGCGCAGAGCUCGUCCGCAACCGCCGGCCCUCGCGAGCCGGGCCCGGCCUUCGUCCGGCGCCCGACCGCUCGGCCACCGCCCGGGCACCGCGCCGCCGCCGCCGCCGCCCUCCGUCUGGCCGGCUCCCGUCCUCCCCGCCACAUCCUGACCCGCCCGCCGCCCCCUUUCUUACCGGCGUGCAGGCUUCGCGGGGCUGAGGGAGCUGACUCGGAUCGGCGGCCUGCCCCGCGCCCGGGCCCGCGGUCUCCGUCGCCGAGUGUGUCCUCGGGCUCCGGGCGUCUCGGGCUCCAACGGCGAGAGCAGCUCGAGCGAGAAGUAACGAACUGUCGUCGUCUCCGCGGCCACGCGCGCGCUCCCGCUCCCGCCGCUUAUCGGCUCCGGGCAGCCGCCAUGACGCCAAGAAAGCGAACACAACCGUAGCCGCCGCAGCCGCCGCCGCCACCGAGGUCGCCGUCGCCUCCGCCUCCUGCUCGACGUAAGCUCCUCUACUCACUCCCCUUCCCCACUGAGCGCGGGGCGGGAGAGAGGGCGCGCGGACGGUGGGCGGGACUACAUUGUGGACUCGUGGGGUGUAAGAAGAAAGCGAUUGGUGCCGAGGCGGGGCGGAGAGCGAGUGCGCGCGCACUUAUGGGAGCGCGCACGCAGGCCGUGCGGAGGCCGCCGGCCUCUGGCCACAGCUGUGGGCUGCUGAAUCCUUGCUCCUGCGCCCUCCCUUAGAGGCUGGGAGUUGAAUUCCGGGAAGUGGGAGCUGCAGGCUCGCUCCGUACGGGUAUGGACGCUACUGUCACUGAACCGUUGCGCAAGGACGUCGCUGCGGAGAGGCUGAGAAGGAACGGAGAAAGCGAGGGCUGGAGACAGUCUGAAGCCUAUAUGAUGGGCUCGGGAUGCUGCGGCAGGGCUACACUGGAUAAACCGAGAGAGCCGGGUCGUGCGUGGGGUCCGGUCACGCAGGCUUGCGCCCGCAUCUCCCUCGGGCCUCUGGCCUCGUCUGAUCCAGAGGGCCGGUGAAGGGGCUGCUGCGUCACACCAGGCAGCCUUGGAACCCAAUUGUUGGGCAACUGUGGUCACUUCCCGCCGCCUCCUACGCCUAGGAGACCUGUGGUAGAGGCUCCCUCGGUGGGGGCGGGGCAUCUGAGGAGACAGAAACAUAGAGACCGGGUUGUUGACAUCCUGUGACGUUUCUUCAUUUGUGGGUAACCCCUGGCUGGUUAAGAAAAAAAAAAAAAACUUUCUAGGUCCUUCCCUGAAGGGCGGGGUGGAGGGUGCGGUGCCGAAUCGCAACAACAAAAAAAGCAAGUCGACGGACGUUAGUAACUGUUUCAGUUUAGCGUACCGCAAUUUAGUUGACUUUUUUUUAUAACUGUAACUACGGGCCUCAGUUACAACCUUUCUGUGCGUUAAGGAAACACUAUUUUCAAGCAUGCUGGUGACACGCUGCGCUCAUUAUGAAAGCAUUUUUUUAAUCAAAAUUCUUUAACACUUCAUUAUCUUUCUGGGCCACAGAUUAGUCUUGAAUCACUCGAGGUUAAUGUUAAUAGUCAUUUUUUUAAAUUUUCUACUCCCAUUCUUGAGUUAUUUGGUGUAAAGGCCCACUUUCCAGGUCAAGUUAGUCGGGGUAGCUGCAUCCCCAAAAUAAUUAUUUUCGCAUGGGGGAGAUAUUAAGGGCUUAGUUUAGGAACUGUUGAAACAGUUUGGUUCAAAGCCUUUAAGAAGAUCUCAAAACAUAACGUCAAAUAUGUGUUUGUUAUGUGGUAAGAUGUAUGUCCCCUUGAAUAGAGGAAAGCAAACAGAUACACGUGGUCCACUUAAAAAAAUAGUGGGAUCUGUGAAUAGUGAAACAAAAUGGAACACUACCAUAGUUUGCAAAGUGAUCUGUGCUUAGCCUCUUUUUUUUUCUUUCCUUUUUCUGUUGUUAAUCAUUAGCUAUAAGGCUGGGUUGUGAGGAAUAACAAGAUCAUACAAAUCUCCAUUUCGGAAGACCCUCUAAAAGUAGGUGUGCUAAGUGCUAACUUUUAAUACUAGGCUUUAAAAAUAUACUAAAGGUGCCUUAAUGAUCGGAACUUUCUGCACUUCCAGUUAAUUUCUUUCUUGGAUUAUUGGAGUAGUAAGUAAAAAAUAAAAACCCCAGAAAAACAGUAACCACGGUAGAGAGAGUUUUGUAGUCCAUAGUAUGAUUCAGAUAGUAAAGUCUUCAAAUGUAACUAUAUUAUAUUUUAUCAUUAUCUUACAAAAAAAGAUUUACUAUAUGGACUUAAUCCAUUUUAUAUGUUUUCUGAAAGCACAUGUCAGACUUUUUUAAACUACUAAUUUGCCAUUUGGAUGUGAUGUGUUGAAUAUAAAUGCUGUACUUUUUUUUUUAAUUUUUAAUAUUGAACCUUGGAUAUUUAUAUUUCUGGUAAAGUCAUAAAAUCACAGAAUUUUAUAAUGACUGGAGAAUGUGAUGAAAUACAAGGUAAGUAGAAAAUUGAAACAAUCUUGCUGGUUGAGUUUUUAAAAAGUUACUGGAUAAAUGAAGUAAAAGUAAAAACCAUUUGUUAUCUGCACAGUUAAAUUUUCAGUUUGACCUUGUUUAAAUAAACUUUCUACUUAUUGAUAUUAAAAACAAUAGCUGAUAAUCUCAACACAUGACUAGCAAAAAUCCCUGAAAAUUAGUAUCAACCAGAAAGUCUUUACUACAGUCUAAUUUCCCACUUGGGGCAUUUCAUAGUCUUUGUAAAGAAUAUUACUUUUACCAAAUCUAGGACAACACUUUGUGGAUACUUAAUUCUGAUAGGCUCUACUAGGGCUUGUUACAUAUUGGUAUUUUUCAAUAGGGAUAGAUGGAGAACCACUUACCCAGAAUUGUGAGAUGUGUAACAUAAAGACAGUAACUCUUGCUCUGUUCCUAUUUGAAUUCUAAGAAAGGAUUCUAAUUCCAUAAUGAUCUUUAUUGACUAGAGGAUUUGUAUGCUAGAACUGCUAAAACAGGACAGUAUUAAAAUAUCCUAGAAUCUCAACCUAUGACAUCAUCCCCCAGGUCCUUGCCAAACAGAGGAAGAGCUUUCUAAAUAUGAUCCUUAAGUUUACAAAGUCCUCUAUAAAUAGAAACCAUGAACUCAUAAGUUACCUUACAGUGAACAUUUACUUCACAUUUUUUGGUUUUCUGAAUAAAAAAUUAGAGGAGCUGUGGUUUGGCAGGAGACAGUCUCCUAGAAAAUUUUUCCUUAAUUACGUAUGUCUGACACUUCCAUUCCUCCCCUCCUGAUAGGCAGAAUUUCUAGGUUCAAGGUAGUGUUUGGAGAAAAUUCCUAGAUUGUUCCGAUACCACCAACAGCUCAUCCACCUUGUUAAUGGCCACUGUGGGGAUUUUUACUGAUAAAUUCAUUUACAUUAAGUUAAAUUUCAAAUGGAAAGUUCUUAGAAAUGAUACUAAGGCAACUGUAUAAAAUCUAAUAGAAAUUGAAGUAGAUACAAAGAUUCUGCUUCGUCUACUGACAUAAUUAGGUGUGUACACAGAAUAAGAAAAGGUUUGUAGGUAUCCUCAAAAUACCAAAUUGGUACAUUGAUGCUAUAUCAUUCCUCUUUCCCAAAUCCUUUAUUUACUUGUCCAUUUUAGCUCAAAAUGUUGUCUUAACCCUUUCUUCUUAAUCCCUACUACUUUCAUUAUUUAGCCCCUAUGUUCUGUACAUCUUUUCCUCCAGCUUACCCUUCAGACUUGAAAUCUAAUGAAAUCACUUCCCUGCUUUAAAAUACAUCUAUUUACAUAUAUAUAUUUGCAAAUGUAGUAUUUUGAUUAGUCUUUCCACAGUCUGACCUCAGCAUGGCCUUCCAUAAUUCUAGCAGACACUUGGCACUCUAGCCGCACAUUUCUUCAGGUCACUGGAAAGGUAUCUCAUUGUAAAUGAAUAUAGUCCAUCUAUCUUAUGAAUCAGUCUCUUGUAGGUUUAAGUAAAUUUUCAAGAACUCUUGAGUGCCCUGACAAAAUAGUACUUAUACACUGAGACCUGUCACGCAGCUCUCUCACCUCCCUUUAAGGACAUCAAAUCAUGUAUUCUGUAUGUGCAGCAUAUCACUGUAUUGUGAUAAAGCAUUUGUUUCCAUACUACAUUGUAAGCCCUGGAGUGUAGACUCUUUGUGUCCCCAGUGCAGUAUGUUGAUAUUCACGCAAUAUAUUGCAUUCCAGACAUUAUGUUGGGCCAGGGGGAGAGGGAUUAUAAUAGAGCAAAAACAGACACUUUCAAGAGUUAAAGUCCAGUACAGGAAACAAUGAUAUUGCAAAACCAUAGCAGAAAAAUGCUAUUAAGGAGCAUAAAGUGCUAUGAAAACUCAAUGGAGAACCCUAGUUAGAAAAGUCUCUCCAAGGGAAGUGACACGAUCUGAGAACUGAAAAGUUAGUAUGAAUUAGAUAAGUAACUGAAGAGCUGCUUUUCCAGACAAAAUAAUAUGGGCAGAAAAUCUGGGGCCAGGGAGAUGCGUCAUUUAACAUCUCAGCCAGGGAUAAGCUUUCUUUUUUUACUUUGAGAAAUAUCCCAGUUUGGAUGAAAUAUUACAUUGUCAUUCUAUAAGCAACAACUUGAAGCGCAGUACUGCUAGAGCAGACGAAACUGAGGGAGAUGAAGCUGCAGUGGGGCCAGGCCAUUCAGGGCUCACAGGCCAAUAAAAAAGUAGGUUUUUAUCUUUAGAGUAAAAGAAAACCUUUGAAAGAUUUAAAAUUGGGUAGUACCCAUGGGAUUUGCAAAUUGAAACAUUUACCCUAGCUGUAAAUUCAAAAAAAGUGUUAAAGACAGAUCAAAGUAGACACAUAUUCUUAAACUAAUUAGGAGGUUAAGAGAUUAGAAAUAAUUUGAUGGGCCCAGAAUAGUUUUAUGGAAGUGGAGAGAGUAGAUUUGGAAGGAAAUGGCCAUAGAAUUUGUUAAUGCAAUUGGAUUCAGAGUUAGGAGGUGUAGGGAAGGUGUAUAUACUAUAGAAUGAAGUGAAACUAAAUGGUGAUGACAUCCACUUGAAUGGUGGUAAUAUGUUUGGAGAUGUGAAGGUAGAGAGAUCAUAAAUUUGGGACUUACUGAGUUUCUAUUGCCUUUGAAUCAUCUAAGAGGCUUUUGGAUAGCCGUCUGGAGCUAAGAAGGGAGAUCUAGAUGGAAAAUAAAAACUGUUAAGUGUGUAGAGAGAAAUUAAAGUCCUGAAUAUACACGAAAUAGAUUUCGAAGAUAGCCUAGGAGUGUGCAAUAAAGAACUUCAAUGUUUGGCUCGGUAGAGGAAGAUGAGCCAGAUAAGGAGUUGCAGGUAUCAGAGAGUGUUGUGCAAUGCAGGAUAAAGGCGUUAAGUGCUUCAAGGAAUGAAUGGUGAAGAGUGGACAGUGCUGUUGAGAUGCCAUAUGAAAUAGGACCAGAAUCAUAUCUACUAGAUUUAGUAACAUGAUGGUCAUGUGUUACUGUAGCAGAAACUAUUUUGUUAGAAUAACAGAGCCAGAAUCCAAAUUGUGGUGGAAUAUGAUAAAUGAAGAAAUGGAGUUAAUAAGUCUAAAUAUCUCUCAGGUUUGAUUUUGACUUGGGAGGUAAUAUGAAUUGUUUUGUGGUGGGAGUUGUGGAUUUUUAUUUGUUAGGUGAAAGACUUAAAGUGUUUAAAAGAUGAUGGAACAUGUCCUUUUGGGAGAAAAGUUGAAUGUAUUAGAGAAGAGUUAGCUACAUGAAUUAUCUGGAAGGAUUAAUACUUAUGCAGAAAAGGAAAUAAAUGAAUAUUUUAAAAGUCUGAUUUGGGAAAAUAAAUUUUUUAAAAUCAGGAACUGAUUAUUAGAUACCAAUGUUUAUAAUUAUGGUUAUAGGUGGUCACUUAAUUAAUGUGAUUUGAGAGUUUCUCUGAGCCUUCUACUCCCCAAAUAUAUGCCCCAUGCUCUACUAAUGUUUGAGAAAUUUUUGGUAAGUAUUUAUUUUAAGCAAAUAUUCCUGAGAAGGGUUAUAUGUUAGAAAGGUAAUUUUCUGCUGUGUCAAAAUUUUAAAUUGCCUUACAAGCUUUGCAGUAAAAAUAAUCAAGCUGUACCUCAGAGAUUCCAUUCCAUUAUUAUGAGGUGGGGCCUUGAUAUAAACAUUGUUCAAAAAAAUGGUCCCCUUUCCAAAAGAUUACUCUAAUGUGCUGUUGGUAUUGAAAAAUUAUGGAUAUUGUGUUAAUGCUGCAUUGAAUCAUAACAGAUGAAGUGUGGAAAGGCCAGGACACUUAUUUUGAAAAUAGUGGUUAUUAAUGGUGUGGGUGGGAGAUUUUGUCCUGCAAGGGACAUUUGGCAAAACCUGGAAACAUUUUUGGUUGUCACAAUGGAUGGUGUUGGUGGGAGCUGGUGCUGCUGACAUCUAGUGGGUAGAGGCCAUGGAUACAGCUCAAGGUCCUACAGGGCACUGGACAGGCCUCCAGAACAAAGAACCGUCUGGCCCCAAAUGGUGAUAAUGUCAUUUGCUGAGAAAUCCUACUGUAAAGAAUGGGAAGCUAAGUAGUAGGCUUUUUUUUGUUUGUUUAAAACUGUAUUUAUUUAUUGUGAAAAUAACACACAGAAAGGGGCAUAAAGCACAGAGAUACAGAUUAAUACAUUUUUUAAAGCAAAUGUAUUCAUGACAACAGCCUAAAUCAAGAAACAGAUCCUAAACACUCCCUCCUCACUCUCCACCAACAAAGCCUGGCACAUUCCCUUUCCAAUCAAAACCCCAGAAAGCUAACUACUAUCUUGACUUUUAUGACUUUUUAAUUUCUUACAUGUCUUUAUAGUUACACUACCCAAAUAUGCAUGACUAAAUAAUAUAAUUUUAUUGGUUUUGAACUUUAUGUAAAUGGAUACUAAAAUACAUAUUCUUUUGUGUCAGGCUUCUUUCAUCCAAUAUAUUUAUCUAUUUGUUAUUGAAAGUUUUGGGGGUUAUUUCCAGUUUUGAACUAAUGUGAAUAAUGCUGCUGCCAAACAUUCUUGAAUUUGUACUUUAUUUAUAUAUGCAUAUAGGCAUUUCUGUAGGGAAUCUACCAAGGAGUAGAACUCAUGGGUAUAAUAAGUUUGCUAGCAUUUGAGAACCAACACCUAAGCACUUAGUUUAGUUAGAAAACAUGAUGGAGUUAUGUUUUCUAUCAUAUCUUGUCUAUCUUAUCUUGUCAAAUCUUGUCAAAGACCUAAUAGGGCUAAGUUGUAUUUUUAAGUGCGAUCUUAACAGGUUAAAGUUGGUGUUCUGGUAAAGGUGCUAAUAAAUGAGGGUCUGCUCUACCUAACAAGUUAGCCUAAACUCACUCAUGCUUGUGACCAGCAAAAAAAAAGCCUCAAAUAAAAUAUAUUUGUAAAACUAAGAAAUGUGAUUAAUACAAUAGACUGAUUAUGUUAUUUUCUUUGUUAAAAAAGAAAUUAUGGUGCAACAAACUCUUAUUGCUGGUGGGUGUAUAAAUUGGUUACAGCCAUGUGAAAAUUGAAAAUUGAUAGGCCCCAUCUGUUAUAGCUGAACAUAGGUUUACCCUGUAACUCAGCAGUUUCCUGCCUGGAAUUCUCUUUGAUCCAAGGGAAAUGAAUGCAGAUGUCUACUAAAAGUCUUGUAUUAAAAUGUUCUUAGCAGUUUGAUUCUCAUUAUAGUAAACUGGAACAAGGUGAUGUAUAUUCAUACAAUGGACUACCAUCUAGCAGUAAUAAAGAAUAAACUGCUACACACAAUAACAUGGAUGGAUCUCAUAGGCAUUGUGUUGAGUGAAAUAUACACAAAAGAAUUCAUACUGCAUAAUUCCAUUUAUAUGAAAUUCAAGAACAAACAAAACUUAGGAUGACAGAAGUCAGGGUAAUAGUUAUCUCUCAGCAUGGUAUCUCGGCUCCUUAUUGACUUAUAAGGAGCAUAAGGGAGCCUUGUGAAAUGAUGGAAGUGUUCUGUCUUGAUCUAGAUGAUUGUUACAUGUUCAUAUACAUAUGAAAAAGUUUGACAAGCUCAACUUUUAAGUUCUGCGAACUUUACUGUAUAUAUGUUAUACCCCACUUUUUAAACAUUGAAAAUUAGGGGGAGAAAAACUAGGAAACCUAAUUCUGAACCACUUGAAGUCUUAUAUCUCAGGUGGUUGGUUAACUACAGGGCCAGCUACCUAAUAUGUUCUCAAAAAAUAUAAACAACUCUAAUGCAUUUGUUUAAUGAAAAUAAAUUUUGAGUUUGGAGUCA